AGAUAUCGCAGAGAACAGAUAAUGCUCCCCAUCUCCAUUGAAGCGCGGAUGCCUUGAGGCAAUAUGAGACUCAGCUUUAACGUGGACGCAAGGCUGAUUGCCUUGUGCACGACCUGUUUUCUCCUGCCCGCUAUCGCUUGCCCCACGGAGUGCAUCUGUAAGUGGAGGAACGGGAAGCGGUACGUCGAGUGCAUUGAGAGAGACCUCAAGACGAUACCCGGCAGACUCGACUCUGAAACUCAGGUCCUGGACUUCUCAGGCAACGAUCUACAAGUUCUUCAAAAGGAAACAUUUCAAAAACUCGGAUUACUAGAUCUACAGAAAAUCUAUUUAACGAGGUGUCGAUUGCAGAAGAUAGAUAAUCAUGCUUUCAAAGGCCUCGCUAAUCUCGUUGAAUUGGAUCUGUCGAAUAAUUACUUAACCGUCAUACCCUCAUCAAAUUUUGCCUUCUUUACGUCUCUAAUGAAACUCUCUUUGAACAAUAAUCCAAUAACGAGCAUUAAAUCGCAUUGUUUCCAACAUCUAUCGUAUCUAAAUACGCUGGAAUUGAGCGAUUGUAAAGUAGAGGUCGUAGAAAGAGAAGCCUUCGCCGGAUUGAAUCACUUAGAAUGGCUCAGACUGAAUGGUAACAGACUAUCAAAUAUUCAAGGCGAAAAUUUAUUCCCCGACACGCUGCGGGGGAUAGACUUGCAAAAUAAUAAUUGGAACUGCGAUUGCCAUUUGAGAGAUUUACAUAGCUGGUUGUUGAAUUUCAACAUGCCUCACGCCGUUGAACCAAUUUGCUCGCUCCCUGAGAGGCUACGAAAGCGCACAAUAGCGAGUGUGGUCACUGAAGAGCUUGCUUGUAUCCCCAAAAUAACACCAACCUCUGUGUUCUUAGAGACAAAUACCGGAAACAACGUUACUCUCGAAUGCUUAGUCAAGGCCAUUCCAGAAGCGAAAAUAUCCUGGUUCUACCAGGGACAAAUUAUACAUAAUUACUCAACGAUGUCGGUGGAGCCCCGAGACAUUUAUUAUGUCGAAAAUGGCGCUACAGACAAGAAAAGUGAAUUGUAUAUAUUUAACAUAACCAAUGAUGAUAAUGGCACUUACUCUUGUGUUGCCGAGAACCCGGCCGGGAGAUCUAGGGCUAAUUACUCAAUUAGAAUAAUAGUUAAAGAGGAGCCCGUCGUAAUUGUGGUCACAUUCCCACAGAGACAUUUGGUAGUCAUAGUUACAGUGGUAUUUCUAGUGAUAGUGUUGUUAAUAGCUAUAAUAGCGGUUGUUUUGUUAAAAUUCAAAACCGAUACGAGAAGUCGUAAAAAGAAAGAAAGCGGAAAAGACGUCGCUUUGUGUAAUCAGAUCUUGCCCUCGAGCCGUAGCAACGGGUCGUUACCCAAAAAUAAUGGGAGUGUUAUAGUGAACGCGCACUCUCAUCAUGCCUUGCAUUAUACGCUGCAGACGAACCGUGAUUAUGAGACGAGUGAUGUGUACCAAAGCGGCAACAUGAAAGGCUUUGUCGACAGAAACCCUGACCUAAUUAGUGACGCGGAAACAGUCGCUAACAAUGCACAAAAUGAGAACACAGUGUUGUCAGUUUACAAACAAACAAAUAACGGCGAGAACUUUGAAGAGGAAACCGCAUUCACCGCGCCCUCUGUACCUCGUCAAGUCACGUGGCAGGACCAACAGAGCUUCAACACUGUAAACCUACCGCCGAACACGGUAAAUAAUCUAUACCAGCACUCGGCCGAUGUUCACUUAAACCCCGGUUGCUUCUUGGAUAGCGAUGGCUAUCCAUAUGACUAUGGCCUACCAAAACACCCCUGCCGACCGCCAAUGAUGUCGAACUACUCAGUAGUAGGACCAUUCUAUCAAACAUUACCCCAUAAUAGGUCUAAAGGUCAGAAACUUGUAUGUAAAUUUGCAAAAGAUACUGAAUUCAAUGCAUCGACCCCACCACCGUGUCCUAAUUUUGAGCUAUUCAGCGCGCCAAAUGUGCGGCGUACAUUAGAUGGAUACCCCGUACCACGCAACCGACAAAUCGCUUUUGUAGGAAACGGAACUGUUUAUUACAAUGAGGAGUUUGUGCCAUCACCGCCUGAGGGGUAUAAAACAGAUCAGGUAGUGCAGUGCUGUGCAUCGACCGAGGCUUGCACAUCGUGGGUGAGUCCUCCUAAAGGGACUUGUGCAGUGAUGGUACCUGUAGGCAUCGCUGAACCGAGAUGUUAUCAAGUUGAAACUCGAUGUGUCGAUACUCAGACUACGGAAUCGACGGCGCGUGUUCCUGGUGAGGGGACCGAGAACGUUCUAAAGCCCCUGCCUCAGGUGUCAAACGCAAAAUGCGCGGCGGAUAUCUGCUCGGAGAGCCCCGAUGAAGGUUACGUCGGCGACGCUAACGACAUCUGACGACGUCGUCACAACGAUAACGCGUAAACAGGGCUAUUUAGACGCUAAUAAAGUGAUAAAGCGACUGAGUAUAAAAGUAAUAUUGUACAUAGAUUUGAUCGAACUCCGUGAGACAUCGAGCACUUUGUAUGCAGCGCGAUCUCAAAAGCCAGGAUUUUCAAAGUGGGUAAUCAUUCAUAAGUUAACUCCUUUACUGAGUUCAUCAAAUAAUCGAUAUCUCACGGAGGAUACGUUUCAUACUAACAAAAUAUUAUUACCUACAUUUUUUAGAAAUCAGAUCUCAGGGUGCA
Molecule: messenger RNA, 2678 nt
Organism: Hyposmocoma kahamanoa
Lineage: Eukaryota; Metazoa; Arthropoda; Insecta; Lepidoptera; Cosmopterigidae
Exons: 2
Coding region: 64-2388 (774 amino acids)
Molecular function (GO): protein binding
Source: RefSeq, a predicted model, not a curated record